Molecule: messenger RNA, 1735 nt
Organism: Cebus imitator (Panamanian white-faced capuchin)
Lineage: Eukaryota; Metazoa; Chordata; Mammalia; Primates; Cebidae
Product: fatty-acid amide hydrolase 1-like
Exons: 13
Coding region: 1-1353 (450 amino acids)
Biological process (GO): fatty acid catabolic process
Molecular function (GO): amidase activity; fatty acid amide hydrolase activity
Source: RefSeq, a predicted model, not a curated record
AUGAGCCUCAAGGACACCUAUGACUUUCCUGGAGAAGCCUGCGACCAAGGACAGGGUCAUUGUGAAAGUGCUCAAGGCCCAAGGGCCAUCUCCUUUGCUAAGACCAACAUCCCACAGACGCUGAUCAGGUCUCUGAAGCGGGCUGGCUGGGGUCUGGGGCUGGGCUUCGAAUGCAGCAACCCCACCUAUGGCCAGACCUUGAACCCACUGAACUUAAAGAAGACAAGUGGUGGCUCCUCAGCGGGUGAGGCAGUUCUGCUGGCAGAAAGUGGGUCCAUCCUAGGCAUGGGUACUGACACAGGCGGCAGCAUCCGCAUACCAGCCAGCUUCUGUGGUGUCCACGGCCUCCGCACCACGGGCUCCCGCCUCAGGCACUCAUUGAUGGUGGUGGUGGGCUACACUGGAGUUGCCUCUGCCAUCAAGGGGAAGAAAUCGGUGAGCACGGUAGCUGGCCCCAUGGCCCGGGAUGUGGAAAGCCUGGCGCUGUGCCUGCGAGCCCUGCUGAGUGAAGACAUGCACCGACUGGACCCCACUGUGCCCCGGAUGCCCUUUAGGGAGGAGGUUUACACCAGUAACCAGCCCCUUCGAAUAGGCUACUAUGAAUCAGAUGGUUACACGCAGCCUUCGCCUAGCAUGGCCAGGGCUGUGCAGCUCACCUGCUGGCUACUCCAGGAUGCAGGACACCAGGUCAUCCCCUUCUCUGUUCCCCGGACAGCGUAUGCCAUCAAACACUUGCUCGUAGGGGGGCUGUUUGCUGAUGGAGGGGCCACUUUUCUGGAGAAACUAGAGGGGGACAUUGUGGAUCCCACCAUCAAGGGCCUAGUCAAACUGCUCCGCCUGCCAGACCCCAUCAAGGGUUUCUUGUCUUGGAUCCUGAAGUACAUAUAUCCCCGAACUAGCCAGCAAUUUGAAGAGCUUCGUGGAGUGGGGACACCCAAGAAACUGUGGGAGCAGCACACAGCAGUGGAGGAAUAUCAGCAAGAGUUCAUAGCCAAGUGGAGGUCCCUGGACUUGGAUGUGCUGCUGGCGCCAGCUUUAGCCCCUGCCUUAUGUGCAGGUUGUUUCCCUAAAUCGUCAGAAUGCCAGUCCUACUCGAGCCUGUACAACGUCCUGGACUUUCCCGUAGGCGUAGUGCCUGUUGCUACUGUGACACCACAGGACGAGGAGGAACUGGUCUUCUACAAGGGGUAUUACGGAGACAGUUCUGACAAACAUUUCCCAGAGGUGGUGAGUGGAUCCGUGGGACUUCCGGUGGCUGCGCAGUGCAUUGCUUUGCCAUGGGAAGAUGAGCUGUGUCUCUGGUUCAUGAAGGAGGUAGACACCUUGGUCAAGAACCAGAGGGGGCCCAAGUGACAGGCUCCUGGAAUGGAGUAACAGCUCAAGAAACAUGGGGCUGGUUGUGGUGGCUCAUACCUAUAAUCCCAGCACUUCUGGAGGCAGAGGCUGGCAGACUGCUUGAGGCCACGAGUUUGAGACCAACCUGGGCAACAUAGCGAGACCUUGUUUCUAAAAUAGUUUCUUGGUGUUAUUCUUGUAGACCUUCCUAGAUCCUUACCCAAGUGUGCCCCUGAUGACCCUUCCUUCUCAUGAAUACCAUGUCCACCUAUGUCUCCUCCUUCUGGAACCCCACCAGGUUCCUUUUCUUUGUGGUCCCUCUGUGUGGGUGCUCAGUACUCCUCAGAUGGGCCCAAGAUGGGGAGCAGGGUGAGGAGCUCAAUAAACAUUUUCUGACUGG